This is a messenger RNA of Salarias fasciatus (jewelled blenny), 1676 nucleotides long. Its product is annotated as peroxisomal succinyl-coenzyme A thioesterase-like. The transcript is spliced from 11 exons. The record is from RefSeq and is a predicted model, not a curated record. NCBI's taxonomy places the organism in Eukaryota, Metazoa, Chordata, Actinopteri, Blenniiformes, Blenniidae. Gene Ontology annotation, molecular function: fatty acyl-CoA hydrolase activity. Bases 86 to 1399 code for a protein of 437 amino acids. Gene Ontology annotation, biological process: acyl-CoA metabolic process; fatty acid metabolic process.
GAGACUUCAGCAGGAGCAGUGUACAGAGAGGUUUACACACAGUUCACACACAGCAGAGCUGAAGAGAAGCGGCUGCAGGGCAAAGAUGGACGAGAAGCAUCGUUGUGUCCAGCUGUCGGUGAAUCCGUCUCGGGGACUCAUGGACGAGAAGUUUGUCAUCCUGGUCCAGAAUGCCCCUCCUGGUUCUGAGCUGACUGUUCACGCCUUGCACCAGUGUGAUGACGGUCAUGGUUGGGAUGCGUUUGCUCACUACAUUUCUGAUGCCACCGGCAGAGUGAACGUGUCUGAGGACUGCAGUCUGGGAGGAACAUAUUCUGGAAUUGAACCGAUGGGUCUACUGUGGAGCCUCAGACCAGUUCCAGGCAGCAAACCUGGACUCAGGUUGCGGAAGAAGAACGUCCAGGAGCCCAUGUUGGUCACAGUGUCGGUGUACGAGGGUCACAGGAAAGAGGGCUUUGCAGAUCUUGUCCCUCUUGCCAGUGCCUUGGUGGAGCGCUGGUACAUGGCGCCUGGUGUCCGCAGGAUCCCGGUCACAGAGGGUGGACUCACUGCGACCCUCUUCCUGCCCCCAGGACUUGGACCGUUCCCUGCUGUCCUUGACCUUUGGGGGGGUGGGGGGCAGCUGGUGGAGUAUCGUGCAGCGCUGCUGGCCUCACAAGGUUUAGCUGCUUUGGCCAUCGACUACCUGACGGCAAAAAUUAUCAAGGAAACAGGAAAGAUGACCACCUUCAAGUACUUUGAGACUGCGUACAGAUACUUAGAGGAGCAUCCUCAGAUCCUUGGAAGCAGGAUCGCCAUGUUGGGACUUUCCUUUGGCACCAGUGUGACCCUCAGAAUGGCUGUUUACUCCAAAGUUAUGAAGCUCAGAUGUGCAGUGUGUAUCAGCGGGAUUCACAUGCAGCCACUUGACAAAGAAAUGAAAGACAUUCUGAGGACCUUUAAUGAGAAUGUUGCUAACACUCGCAUUACUGAGGAGAACCAUGUGAUCUUGCGAGAUCUGUCUUUGCCCAUUACCACGGACCCAUUAAAGAAGGUGGAUGUGGGACGACUGCAGUGUCCUUUGAUGCUGGUUGUUGGUGAGGACGAUCAAAACACAGCCGCUCAAGAGUCUGCAAAUGAUAUGAAGGAGAUGAUGGAGCGAGCAGGGAACAGCCAUCUGUUGACCGUCCUGUCCUACCCUGACACAGGUCACCUGAUCGAACCCCCGUACACACCGCACGUUCGAGCCAGCAACUUCAAACCAGUCAACUUAAAUGAGAUAUUGAUGAUUCUGUGGGGCGGACAGACGGCGGCACAUUCCAGAGCUCAAGAGGACUCCUGGAAGAAGAUUCUGCUCUUUCUCAGGGUGAAUCUGUUUGGUGGAAUAAGACCUGCUGCAGUGCCGCUUUCCCACCUUUAACUGUGAUGAAACGUCAUUUUUUUAAAGGAAGUGUAUGAUUUUGGUUUCGACAAAGCUAUUGUUUGAUCACUCUUAUUAUUCAGCAAUGUGAGCUGUAGUUUCAGCUGAUUUCAGCUCUUUAAAGUUGUUGUCUCAUAAAAAAAGUGGAUGUGGAGAUUCUGACAAGCCCUCAGCUCUCAGCCACAUUUUUGGAACUUGCAAUUCAUUUGGGGCGACAGUAGCUCAUUUGGUAGAGCGGGUUGUCUUAUGACCGGAAGGUUGGCGGUUCAAUCCCCGC